This is a messenger RNA of Vitis vinifera (wine grape), 834 nucleotides long. RefSeq names its product G-type lectin S-receptor-like serine/threonine-protein kinase At1g11330. Gene Ontology annotation, biological process: recognition of pollen. The transcript has 2 exons. NCBI's taxonomy places the organism in Eukaryota, Viridiplantae, Streptophyta, Magnoliopsida, Vitales, Vitaceae. Bases 1 to 834 code for a protein of 277 amino acids. The record is from RefSeq and is a predicted model, not a curated record.
AUGGAAAUCAUCAUCCUCGUAAUAGCUCCACUUCUCUUGCUUUCUGGGUUUUGCACUACCAUUGACAUCAUUACCUCCACCCAAUUCAUCGAAGACACUGAAACUGUAGUCUCUAAUGGAAGUGCCUUCAAACUAAGUUUCUUUAGCCCGGCUGAUUCAACCAACCGCUACGUUGGCAUCUGGUACAGCAUCCCUUCUUUAUUUACUGUCAUAUGGGUGGCUAACAGGGGCAAACCCCUCAAUGAUUCUUCUGGGAUUGUGACCAUAUCCGAAGAUGGUAAUCCUCUGGUUAUGAAUGGCCAGAAAGAGAUUGUUUGGUCCUCGAAUGCUUCAAAUGCACCACCAAAUUCAAGAGCUCAGCUUUUAGAUUCUGGAAACCUUGUUCUGCGGGAUCACAUGGGAGAGCAUUCAACAUCCUUCUCAUUCACUUUUGCCAAAUAUGAAGCUCAGCACGAAUACGCAUAUCGUCAUCCAUAUUGGCGCAGUGGUCCAUGGAACGGUCAGAUCUUUAUUGAAGAACCCGAAAUGAAUUCAGUUUUCCUCAAUGGAUUUCAGAUGGUUGAUGGUAAAGAAGUUUCUGUUUACGAAACUUUUAAUCUGGCAAAUUCGUCUAUCUUUUUAUAUUAUGUCUUGACUCCGGAUGGAACAGUAGUGAAAACAUAUAGGGAGUACGGGAAGGAGUGGGAGGUUACUUGGAAGAGCAAUGAAAGUGAGUGUGAUGUUUAUGGUACAUGUGGGGAAUUUGGAAUCUUGAAUUCAGGGAAUUCACCAAUUUGCAGCUGUUUAAGAGGGUACGAGCCAAAGUAUCUAGAGGAAUGGAGUAGAGGACAUUGA